CAUUCUGCAGCAUCUGAUUGGAUUCCGAGUCACUACGGUAGUGAUGAAAGCACAGACCCUAUACUGCCGUUCCUGCUUUGCAAUUUAUCACCUCGCUGUUCCUUGACGACCCUUUCUGUCGCUCUUUUUCUCUCCAUGUUACUUUAUCUUCUCUUUUGAGCCCGCUGCUGUUGAGCAUGGUAAGCGCCAGUGUUACAGUCUAUACAGCGACCGUGAGCUACACUGGUACUGUUGCGCAUGAUCCAACCAUCAUACAAGCGCCUCAGUUACCCAACCCUCCUCCGGCCAAGCAGUUGUCGAUACAGUUGCAAAGCAGUACAUCUGCCGUCACCGGUAUAUCCAUUCCACAAAAAGGUUCUUUUUUUAGUUAUUCCAUUGAGUUUAGUGUCAUUACCAAGUCCUUUGGGUCGUGUAACACGCAAGAGACUGCCACAUUGGUUGACAGCCUUCUAGGUGGCGUCAUGAUAUCAAAAGAUGCGGGUGACAUUAAUGAUCCUACUCAAACACCUGCAUUGUUGUUUACUCCCAAAACUCUGUGCACACUGCCCAAUAUCUCGGCUCUGGGAAACGACCAUCCAGGCAUUCCAUUCAAUGACACGACUAAACUUCGACUUGAUAUUGGUAAAUUCGGGGAAACCACCCACGGCGGGAACCUUCUUGGGUCCAUGUUGGCAAUGAACCAUUCUGAGCGCCCCUCCACCUACCCACCAAGUGCCUACUUUAACGAACUUGGCUCAGUAGUUAAAGCCAUUGCGAAUAGCCCUAAUAUUCCUAGUCAUAACAACCUUGUUGCUCCUAGUGGCAUUGGUUCAUUUGUCAUACCUCAAGAUGUUUUUCCGGAUUUCUUGAACCACAACAGCGGAGCAAAGAUUGUGAUUGUUGCGCCUUAUCUUAACUUCACGAGUACUGCUAGACAAGCGGGAAUGCCUUUUUUAAUGUUUGAAUCUAACGCUGCGUCCUGCGGCGGAUUUCCUGGACUUAGCGACAGCUUUG
Messenger RNA from Serpula lacrymans var. lacrymans S7.9, 993 nucleotides. RefSeq names its product glycoside hydrolase family 79 protein. The record is from RefSeq and is a predicted model, not a curated record. NCBI's taxonomy places the organism in Eukaryota, Fungi, Basidiomycota, Agaricomycetes, Boletales, Serpulaceae. The transcript is spliced from 7 exons. The annotation marks the transcript as partial.